UAGCAUUAUUCGACGCCAAUGUACACCCCGCAUAUUCUCUCUCUCCCAAACAACAAGUACUAGCUCAAACUCAUCAAAGAGCUUGUCAAAAAAAAAAAAACUCAUCAAAGAGGAAGAAAGAAGGAGCCGUCACCAGUAAACCAUCCACUGUGAUUUGACUCCAAUUUCCCCUCUUUCUACGUCUUUCUUUCUCUCGAUCCAAGAAAUACCCAGGUGUCCCUCUCUCACUAUCUACGCAACUUUCUUAUACCCACCAGUUUGCUCUGUUCUCCUCGUUUACAGAUUCAAGAACUGAGACUUCUGGGUUUCUUGUUUUUUAGUUAGAAAUCCUGGGUUUUGCGAAAUGGGUAGCUCGGAAGAGAAGGUGGUUGCUGUGAUCAUGGUCGGUGGACCCACCAAAGGUACUGAAUUCAGGCCGGUUUCGUUUAAUAAUCCAAAGCCUCUGUUCCCUUUAGCUGGUCACCCCAUGAUUCAUCACCCCAUUUCGGCUUGUAAAAGGAUACCCAAUUUGGCGCAAGUUUUUCUUCUUGGAUUCUACGAGGAGCGAGAAUUUGCACUAUAUGUCUCUUCGAUCUCUAAUGAGCUUAAAGUCCCAGUGAGGUACUUGAGAGAAGAUAAACCCCAUGGGUCAGCUGGUGCCCUGUAUUACUUCAGUGAUCUGAUUAUGGAAGAUUCCCCGUCGCAUAUUUUCCUGCUGAACUGUGACGUGUGUUGCAGUUUUCCCCUGCCAGACAUGCUUAACGCCCAUAGAAGGUAUGGUGGGAUGGGCACGUUGUUAGUGAUCAAGGUUUCUGCUGAAUCAGCUAACCAGUUUGGUGAGUUGGUUGCAGAUCCAAUCACCAAUGAGCUGUUGCAUUACACGGAGAAACCUGAGACUUUUGUGAGUGAUUUAAUAAACUGUGGUGUAUAUGUCUUCACUCCGGGAAUUUUUGGGGCCAUUCGCGAUGUCUCCUCACACCGCGAAGACAGAGCUAAUAUACGGCGAGUAUCCAGCUUUGAAGCCCUUCAGUCAGCAACCAGGACUCUUCCAACAGACUUUGUAAGAUUGGAUCAAGAUAUCCUGUCACCUCUUGCCGGAAAGAAGCAAUUGUAUACAUACGAGACUCUGGACUUCUGGGAACAAAUCAAAACACCAGGGAUGUCUUUGAAGUGUUCUUCUCUAUACCUUGCGCAAUUUCGACUUACUUCUCCCCAUCUGCUAGCUAGAGGAGAGGGCACUAAAAGUGCUACAGUUAUUGGUGAUGUUUAUGUGCAUCCAUCUGCAAAAAUCCAUCCAACUGCAAAGAUUGGCCCGGACGUUUCAAUUUCAGCAAAUGUUCGUAUAGCGGCGGGUGUAAGGCUUAUAAAUUGCAUCAUCUUAGAUGACGUCGAUAUAAAGGAAAAUGCAGUUGUCAUGCAUGCUAUUGUUGGAUGGAAAUCUUCCAUCGGGAAAUGGUCGCGUGUCCAGGCUGAAGGAAACUUCAACGCCAAGCUUGGAAUUACCAUUCUUGGAGAGGCUGUGACGGUUGAAGAUGAAGUCGUUGUGACUAACAGUAUUGUUCUCCCGAAUAAGACACUUAAUGUCAGUGUACAAGCGGAGAUAAUUUUGUGAAAGACAAGAAAAUUGAUCAUGUCUUGCUUGGAAUCCAUGCGGUCCUGUAUACUUGCGGCUCUUGUAUUUUUUUUUUUUUUUCGAGAGUAAUUAGAGGUAUGACAUAAUAGUAAUUCACCUUACCGAAGUAUAGCCUCAACAAGGAAACAAUUUUUGUUACUACAUAAAAUGUUUGAAAGCUGAUCGCUUAUUUCUAAACAAGUACAGAUAAGGACAGAAAAUGAGAUUCAUGUGCCUUGGCAUAGCUUUGAUGUGAAUUAGAUGGGAUUGGUGCCAGUGUGACUCUUAACUGAGAGCACUUGCAAGGAAGAUCUUUUAUUUGCCCGGACCACUUUAUGUUCUAUUCGGUUAUUCUCCGAGUUCAAUAUUGACAAAGGGUAACUGUAUGCAUUUUGCUCCUUUCUAAA
This is a messenger RNA of Rhododendron vialii, 1998 nucleotides long. RefSeq lists its product as uncharacterized. Gene Ontology annotation, biological process: biosynthetic process. Gene Ontology annotation, cellular component: cytoplasm. Lineage: Eukaryota; Viridiplantae; Streptophyta; Magnoliopsida; Ericales; Ericaceae. Bases 344 to 1591 code for a protein of 415 amino acids. The transcript has 15 exons. The record is from RefSeq and is a predicted model, not a curated record.